This is a messenger RNA of Lucilia cuprina (Australian sheep blowfly), 786 nucleotides long. Its product is annotated as pancreatic lipase-related protein 2-like. Gene Ontology annotation, molecular function: lipase activity. The record is from RefSeq and is a predicted model, not a curated record. The annotation marks the transcript as partial. NCBI's taxonomy places the organism in Eukaryota, Metazoa, Arthropoda, Insecta, Diptera, Calliphoridae. The transcript is spliced from 4 exons.
AUGAAACUAUUUAGUUUUUAUUUCAUUUUAACGGUGGUAAUAGAAAUUAUUUUAAGUUUAAAUGCUUCGGCUAGUGCUUUUAUUAGAAGACAUAAAAAUAAUCGUUUACAUUGCUAUUAUGCCGAGGAUCAGUGUCCUAAUAAGGAUAUACAAUUUUGGUUGUACACCAAAGGAACUGAACAAAAUCCCUUAUUGCUGGAUCUGCUCAAUCUUAAGCCCGAUUCAUUUCCCGAACGUUUACCUUUAAAAAUACUAUUACAUGGUUUGGGCCUAGAUCACGAUCUUUCACCUAAUGAAGAAUUACGUCCGCUACUUUUACAAUACGAGAGAGUUUAUAUAAUAAGUGUGGACUAUAAAAAUCUCUCAAGAGUUCUUUGUUUAACACCUUGGGCUCUACAAAAUUGUCGUAUUAUAGCCAAAUGUUUAGCUUUGUUAAUAACAAAUUUAGUGGAUCAAAUAAUGUAUUCACCGGAUGAUAUACAUCUAAUUGGUUUUAGUUUAGGGGCACAAAUUGCCGGUUUAUCAGCGAAUCAUUUAAAUUAUAGAGUAAAGAGAAUUACUGGUUUAGAUCCUGCUGGUCCAACUUUUGAUACUGACAAUAUAAACGAACGUCUCGAUCCUACAGAUGCUCAAUUCGUCGAUGUUAUACAUACAGAUCCACGUUUUCUGUCUAUAAGUCGUGCAAUGGGUCAUGCUGAUUUUUAUCCCAACUAUUUGAAACUUAUACAACCUGGCUGUAGUCCCAUCGAGGAGUAUAGUAAAUUAGAGAAUAAUACAAUUUUGCCG